Messenger RNA from Gadus morhua (Atlantic cod), 2555 nucleotides. RefSeq names its product LIM homeobox 6b (gene lhx6b). Gene Ontology annotation, molecular function: DNA-binding transcription factor activity, RNA polymerase II-specific; RNA polymerase II transcription regulatory region sequence-specific DNA binding. The transcript is spliced from 9 exons. Gene Ontology annotation, biological process: neuron differentiation; regulation of transcription by RNA polymerase II; forebrain neuron development. Gene Ontology annotation, cellular component: nucleus. The record is from RefSeq and is a predicted model, not a curated record. Bases 917 to 1864 code for a protein of 315 amino acids. NCBI's taxonomy places the organism in Eukaryota, Metazoa, Chordata, Actinopteri, Gadiformes, Gadidae.
GAGCAGUGGAUGUCAGGGCAGUACAACUCGAUCUACGCUGCUGUACAUCAACAGAACGGCUCUGAAAUAGGGCUGUCAUUUUCAAGACACGACUUCGCAGAAAUAUAGGCAUACUUUUUAAUAGGCUACAACAAGAAGACUGAUCGAACAGAACCAAACUGGGAUUGUAUGGUGAAAACAACCACAUCGGCACAGAGGUUCAACCAACAUAACGGGGAGUAGUUUGCAUUGUCUCUGCAGACAAUAUGCAGCGGUGGUGAAUUCACUUUUUAUGGACCUCUUCUUUUUAGUUUGCUUAUCAGAACGGAUGGGCUUUUCUUUACCUUGAGGACAAAUUGUGCGUAAAACGUGUUCUUGGAUGAGUCCGUUCUUUAAUUAAAGUGAUCUCAUAUUUUCGUGUCAAUUAACAUAACCUCGAAUAUCCCUGAUCAUUUGGUUGAGAUGAAGGACAACACGUGCUCUGAGUCCCACCCAGACGCACAUUCUGGCGGUUUUUGAAUACGAGUGUAAUCACCGAGGAGCUUCGAGUGGCCGAUCAGCAGCCAGACAAUCAGGAUCUUUUAUGUUUCGAGAUCAGCUGCAACUCAUGGCCAUUGUCUCUUAUGAAUUGACCGAUCUCACAUUAAACUCUUCACUUAGGGGAUUUUCGAUUUUCGAUUAUACGGCUAUUGAAAUUAGAAUGUGCCAUUCUGCCGGUGGCCCGCUGCCUUCUCAUGAUUGACAGCUGAAAUUGACACUCCACGCUUUGCCUCUCAUCCAGAGGAACUCAAGCUCCCGCUAAUUGCAGCGGUUAAAUGCAGGAGCCGCCGUUCCCCGGUGCGUGAGGCGGAUAUAGCCGCGGGUCGGAGGCACCAUGCGUAACGCGGAGCGCAGCGCGCGGCUCCAUCUCCUCUCCAGAUAGGACCGAAGAGCCGACAUGUCCGACUCGGAGGUGAAGCAGGAGCGGAGCGCCUCGAGCCCGGCGGCGGCGCCAUGCGCACGUUCUCCUCCGCCGGCCUUUCCGCCCGCGCGGCCGUCGGUGAAGAACCAGUGCGCGAGCUGCGGGAUGGACAUCACCGACCGGUAUCUACUAAAGGUGAACGACCUCCACUGGCACGCCGGCUGCCUGCAGUGCUCGGUGUGCAGCGCGUCUCUGCGGCAGAGCAGCAGCUGCUACAUCAAGAACAAGGAGAUCUUCUGCAAACUGGACUACUUUAGUAGGUUCGGGGCCCAGUGUGCCCAGUGCGGCCGCCAGGUGUUCGCCAGCGACUGGGUGCGGCGCGCGCGGGGUAGCGUGUACCACCUGGCGUGCUUCGCCUGCUUCUCGUGCAAGAGGCAGCUGUCUACGGGGGAGGAGUUCGGCCUCGUGGAGGGCAGGGUGCUGUGUCGCAGCCACUACGACAUAAUGCUGGAGAACCUCCGCAGGGCCGCAGAGAACGGCACCGGGCUGACCCUGGAGGGGGCGCUACCGUCCGACCAGGACGGCCAACCGAAGCCAGCCAAGCGGGCUCGGACCUCCUUCACCGCAGAGCAGCUUCAGGUGAUGCAGACCCAGUUCUCCCAGGACAACAACCCUGAUGCCCAGACGUUGCAGAAGCUGGCCGAGAUGACAGGUCUCAGCAGACGUGUCAUUCAGGUUUGGUUCCAGAACUGUCGAGCGCGGCACAAAAAGCACCCCCCCCAGAACAACGGCUACCCUCCCAUGGGCCGCAUGGCCCCGUCACUCCAGGACGAGCUGCACUACUCCUCCUUUUCGGGGCCCGACCGGCCCCACCUGCUGGCCCUGCACGGCUACCUGGACAGCCAUCCCUUCUCGGUGUUAACUGCCCCUAGCCACUUGGGGCACCCAGCCAUGCCUCUUCCACAGCUUCCAGUCAGUCGCUGACCUCCAUCCCCCCACCUCCACCCUCUGCCCUGACGCUUCUCCAUUUUGUGGAAGAAUCCCCGGGACAUUCCAUCUCAAAGCCCCCUGGCUCGUGAGCCCCGUACCCCUGGACGGAAAUGAAGCGAUCCACACAGAAGCUUACCGAAUACCAAGCUGGGACUAAGGCAUCAAUCUAUUUAAUAUGUCUUGGAUUUGUCAUUAAUAAGAGACUGCUGCAAAGCCAGCUAUUUGUUUCCAUGAUCCGACCCAAAAGACGAGAUGGAAAAACUGAUGCUCUGUCUGGCCUCAGUGUAGCCUGUGGAUAAGGAACAAGAACAGGACGCUGUCUGUUGGUUGAUGUACCACUCAUCCUCGUCUCAUUUUAAGUGGACUAGACACAUAGGACCAGCUGGAUUUAUUCCCUCGCAUAUUCCACAUUCAAGGUAUUCCAGUAAGAACUUUGGGUUUGAGGAUUGAUUCAGUCUUAAGACUGAAUCAAAAGUGUACACCUCAAAAAAAAUUCUAUGUGUUUUGAUGAAUCAGUAUUCAGUUUGUGAUACCUGUGAUUGUAUUGUCGUGCAAAAAAUGAAAACUUCUUAUUUAUUUCAAAAGAACCUACACAAACAGCACUUUUAAAUAUAUCUUGAAGUGGAAUAGUUCAUGGCUGUACGUUGUAAAUACUCAUCCGAUUUAAUAAAAUAUAUUAUCUGAA